CCGCCGCGCCGGGCCUCAGAGCCGGGACGGCGGGGCGGGCCUUGCGGCCCAGGCCCAGAGCCCGCCCCGGCCUCAGGCCCUAUGUAAGGUUGGCAGUGGCCGAGUCGGAGGCUGCGGUGGAAACUCACAAGCCUGCUCCUUGCUCACCCGCAGACGCCCGCAGCGCCCAGUCUCCUGCGCCGCGGUGUCCCCAGAUCCCCGGCCGGGCGCUGUGGGCAGCUGAGGACAGCAUGCGGGACUACGACGAGGUGACCGCCUUCCUGGGCGAGUGGGGACCCUUCCAGCGCCUCAUCUUCUUCCUACUCAGCGCCAGCAUCAUCCCCAAUGGCUUCAAUGGUAUGUCAGUCGUGUUCCUGGCAGGGACCCCGGAGCACCGUUGCCGGGUGCCUGACACCGUGAACCUGAGCAGCGCGUGGCGCAACCACAGUAUCCCGUUGGAGACGAAGGACGGGCGACAGGUGCCCCAGAAAUGCCGCCGCUACCGACUGGCGGCCAUCGCCAACUUCUCUGCGCUGGGGCUGGAGCCUGGACUGGACGUGGACCUGGAGCAGCUGGAGCAGGAAAGCUGCCUGGAUGGCUGGGAGUACAGCAAGGACGUCUUCCUGUCCACCAUCGUGACUGAGUGGGACCUGGUGUGUCAGGAUGAUUGGAAAGGCCCGUUCACCAUUUCCCUGUUUUUCGUGGGUGUGUUGCUGGGCUCCUUCAUUUCGGGACAGCUCUCGGACAGGUUUGGACGGAAGAAUGUGUUGUUUUUGACCAUGGCCAUGCAGACUGGCUUCAGCUUCCUGCAGGUCUUCUCUGUGAACUACGAGAUGUUUACUGUGCUCUUUAUCCUUGUUGGCAUGGGUCAGAUCUCCAACUACGUGGCAGCAUUUGUCCUGGGAACAGAAAUCCUUUCCAAGUCAAUCCGAAUUAUAUUCGCCACCUUAGGAGUGUGCAUAUUUUAUGCAUUUGGCUUCAUGGUACUGCCUCUGUUUGCAUACUUCAUCAGAGACUGGCGGAUGUUACUGCUGGCACUUACUGUGCCAGGGGUGCUGUGUGGAGCUCUCUGGUGGUUUAUUCCUGAGUCUCCCCGAUGGCUCGUCUCUCAAGGCCGAAUUAAAGAGGCAGAGGUGAUCAUCCGCAGAGCGGCCAAAAUCAAUCGGAUUGCUGCGCCUUCCACUAUCUUUGAUCCAGAUGAGUUAGAAGACCUAAAUUCCAAGACACUUCAGUCACACCACAUUUAUGAUCUGAUCCGAACCCGGAAUAUCAGGAUCCUCACCAUCAUGUCCAUAAUCCUGUGGCUGACCAUAUCAGUGGGCUAUUUCGGACUUUCUCUUGACACUCCUAACUUGCAUGGGAACAUCUAUGUGAACAGCUUCCUUUUGGCGGCUGUGGAAGUCCCAGCCUAUGUGUUGGCCUGGUUGCUGCUGCAGCACUUGCCUCGGAGAUAUUCCAUCUCUGGUGCCCUCUUCCUGGGAGGCGGCGUCCUUCUCUUCAUGCAGCUGGUGCCCUCAGGAUUGUUUUAUUUGUCUACUGCCCUGGUGAUGAUGGGCAAGUUUGGAAUCACCUCAGCCUAUUCCAUGGUCUAUGUGUACACAGCUGAGCUGUACCCCACUGUGGUCAGAAACAUGGGUGUGGGGGUCAGCUCCACAGCAUCUCGCCUUGGCAGCAUUCUGUCUCCCUACUUUGUCUACCUUGGUGCCUAUGACCGCUUCCUGCCUUACAUCCUCAUGGGAAGUCUGACUAUCCUGACAGCUAUCCUCACCUUGUUCUUCCCAGAGAGCUUUGGUGUCCCUCUCCCAGACACCAUUGACCAGAUGCUAAGGAUCAAAGGAAUAAAACAAUGGCAAACCCAAAACCAAACAAGGAUGCUAAAAGAUGGUGAGGAAAGCCCAACAGUCCUAAAAAGCACAGCCUUAUAACACCUCUCCAGAAGGUGAAAAACGAAACAGACCACCUGCAUAUUGUUGAAACGCUGUCAAUGACUGAGAGCUUUUCUGUUCUGUUGACCUUGUGUCUAAUGUGCUCUGUCCUGGAUGGGUGAAUCUGUCCUGGAGAGCCAAGCACAGACAGCUUGCAAAUCCCAUUCCAGUGGUGGCCUUGGCCCUUCCAAAGAAGGUAAUGAGUCUCUUGAGCCAGUGGGACUUGGAAGACUUGCAAAACACCUGCUAGACUCGCUUUGCUGUCUUAGAAGACUGAGAAGGCUGCACAGAUAGAACUGCAGGUCUGUUCCCCUCCUCUCCCUAACUGACAGACUCACAGGAAAAGGAGUAGACGUCUCUCAGUGGCAGUGCUCUUGGCUAGGAUGCACAGGGCCCUGAGUUCCAUAGGAAGGACCAGAUGGAAACAAACAAAACUUCAGAAAUAAAGGAUUCCAUGGGAGUUUGAUUUCUCAUCUUUUCUAAGUUACAAGAAUCCUUACUGUGGUACAUAACGUCAGCAGUGUAUGGAUUGUGACUGCUCAGCCCCACGGCCUGGUGGUGUGUGUGUGUGUGUGUGUGUGUGUGUGUGUGUGUGUGUGUGUGUGUGCUCAGAGUCCUGGACUUGUCCAGGCCGUGAGAAAUCCACUGUGGAGGCCAAGGCUUGUGUUCCUCUGCUGUGUAAAGCAGAAUCCCUGGCUACCCCAGACACUUCCCUGUCUCUUGAAGGGAAUGUGUGGGUGACAGAGUGUCCCUUCCUCUCUCAGCACUGUCAUGGGGGUUGUUUUGCUUGUCAUCUACUGUCAUAUCGCGUGUAAUUCACCCUUCAGCAGAGACUCGGGAACAGUGUUUCCCAGCCCUGAGUCACCCUGGCUGGUGUUCAGCUGCCACCAUGGAAGCCUUAGCCACUGUCACUGCUCUGAGUGCCCAAAACAACAACACUAUGCUUGUUCCUUUUACAAUGUAUAAUCAUGGGGAAAAUUACAAGAAAGAAACGUAAACUGAGUUCCAGUCUCUCGGAGUUGCUGGCUGCAGUCAUGUAACAUCAGCAGGUGUUUUGUGUUCAGUGUGAUUGUCUCCUCUUCUGAUUAUGUUGCCAUGGUACUCCUAAAGCACACGCUUCCCCUACUUUAAAAAAGAAUGUAUUUUGUAGAAACUACUGAAGUGCCUUGGGCAAUGAGAUGGUUUUAAUAAACAAUGAUUUUUUUUAAAUAAUA
Onychomys torridus (southern grasshopper mouse) is the source of this 3118-nucleotide messenger RNA. Its product is annotated as solute carrier family 22 member 5. Gene Ontology annotation, biological process: transmembrane transport; carnitine transport. The record is from RefSeq and is a predicted model, not a curated record. The transcript is spliced from 10 exons. NCBI's taxonomy places the organism in Eukaryota, Metazoa, Chordata, Mammalia, Rodentia, Cricetidae. Gene Ontology annotation, cellular component: membrane. The coding region runs from base 231 to 1904 and encodes 557 amino acids. Gene Ontology annotation, molecular function: transmembrane transporter activity; ATP binding.